Molecule: messenger RNA, 1446 nt
Organism: Drosophila takahashii
Lineage: Eukaryota; Metazoa; Arthropoda; Insecta; Diptera; Drosophilidae
Source: RefSeq, a predicted model, not a curated record
AUGUCGGAAGAAAUUAAUAAAGGACCCUUAGUGGGAAUGCGACAUGUCCAGAUCUUACUGAUCUUCCUUAACAUAACCGUUAUGUUCAUAGGCCGCCUGAAUGUGGGCGUGUCUGUAGUGGCGAUGUCGCAUGCGGAAACCACGAACCCAGACUUUCCGGAAUACGACUGGACGGAGGCGGAGAAAUCGUACAUACUAUCCAGCUUUUUUUGGGGCUAUAUCUUGACCCAGUUCUUGGGGGGCUAUCUCUGCAAGCGGUUUGGCGUGAAAAGUGUUAUGUUCUGGGGUGUCUUUGGAUCCGGAGUCUGCAGUACUUUGACACCCUUGUUUAUUGGAUUUGGCGAAUGGCAGGCAUACUGUGGAAUCAGGGUGAUCAUGGGAUUGGCGCAGGGAGUGGUGUUUCCCUGCAUUCACCAGCACCUGGCACGUUGGUCACCGCCGGCGGAAAGAAGUCGCUUGGGAGCUCUCAGCUACUCUGGAUGCGAGUGUGGAAAUAUGAGUGCCAUGUUCCUAAGUGGAAUGAUAGCCAAGAGUUCUUUGGGAUGGCCAGGAAUUUCUUACGUCUCGGCUGGAGUGGCUUUCUUGUGGUGUGCCUUGUGGUUCGUCCUCGCAGCCAACAAUCCCACUGAAUCCAGAUUUGUGGGGGAAAAAGAACUUUACUAUAUUGAGUCGUCGCUGAAGCACAAUGAAACGUACCAUAAGACCAUUAUCCCCAUUCCCUGGAAGGCGAUUUGGACCUCGGCUCCAUUCCUAGCUCUUUUGGUGAUCCGUUGUACCGGGAUGUGGGGUUUAAGUACCCUGCAGGCCGAGAUUCCAGCCUACAUGAACGGUGUUCUUGAUAUGGACAUGAAAAGCACUGCAUUCUUCUCGGCGUUACCGUUUUUGGCCAUGUGGGUUAUGUCGUAUGUCUACAUGAUUACCGCCGAUGUUUUGCUCGCCGGAAAUAGGCUGAGUUUAACGGCACUGAGGAAGACCUUCAACUCGCUGGCCUUCUGGAUUCCUUGUGGGACUUUGAUUGGAAUUGGAUUUCUGGACGUGGAACAGAAGAAUUGGGCCAUUGCCCUGAUGACCAUCAGUCUGGGUGUGAACAGUGGUGCUACUAUCGGUUCCUCUUUGAACACGAUCGAUCUAUCACCAAAUCAUGCCAGUAUCCUCAUGGGAAUCGUGAAUACAGCUUCGUGUUUGGUGACCAUAUUCACUCCCCUGCUCGUCGGCUUUAUCGUUGUGGAUGAUACAAAUCGCUCGGAGUGGCAGAUCGUAUAUAUAAUCGCCUCGGUAAUGUUCUUUUUUGGGAACUGCGUAUUUUUGAUCUUUGGCACGGCAAUUUCCCAGCCCUGGGAUGCCGAAGACUACCUUCAGUUGAAGGAACCCGAGAUGGCUAUAAAACCAGUUAUCCAUAAAGCUGCGAAUGAUGCUAAAGAUCUUUCGGUCCCCCUUAAAAGAUAA